Molecule: messenger RNA, 1338 nt
Organism: Penicillium paradoxum
Lineage: Eukaryota; Fungi; Ascomycota; Eurotiomycetes; Eurotiales; Aspergillaceae
Exons: 2
Source: RefSeq, a predicted model, not a curated record
AUGGCACCUGUCUAUCAUGGUCAUUUCUCUUUCAACGUGGACACGUUCUAUGUCACUACAUCUGGUGGUCACAUUCAUCCACGUGCUUCUCGCUCAGAACUGGAUGCUAUCUUUAGCACAAUUAUCCGAGACCGAAACAGCAACCCCGACCACUUGGGUCAUUGGUAUGAAGCGCAGGUUCUCCACUAUGGACUAACACCGACGAAAAGCAAAGCGACAGCCAAGGUCAGAUUGCUGGAGGCACUACAGGAGGGUCAUCUAGAUGUGCCAGAAGGAAUACGCAAGAUCGAAAAGGAUCUGAGGAAUGAAUGGACCAAACAUGACUUGGAGACUCGUUUUCGGGGUUCCGCAAUCCAACUUUCACUCUCUAGCACUUUGAACACUACGAUGACUGUGCCAGUUGAUCGUGGCAUCCCGAAGAGAUCAUUGGAUGAUGGUCAGGAAACUGUCUUUUGCUCUGCCGUUGUUGACGGGCCCAGUGUUUUGGCCAGCGUGCAACCCCAACGAACCAACAUACCCCCGUCCUCUGCUCAGAACAAGAAAAGGAGACUCAACACAGAAGGAUCGAGGCUUCGUUUGGUCAAUACUGCCAGAAGUUAUGCGGAAGGUAGUGGUACCAACGUGCAAGUUCCUCUCGGUGCGAACUUACGCAGUGCCAACCCACACAGUGGCGCUCUACCCAGAGUUAUCUCCACAUCCAUGGUCGAUGAACAUCAGCGGCCAGCUCCAAACAGAAUCUUCCAUCACGCCCAACGACACACUGUGGCUUCCUCGUUUCAGGCCACCUCUUAUCCCAGGGACCCACAGCUACCUUCCGGACCUUUGAUCCCCCCAGUUGCCGACCCUCUGGAUGACUACCGCAGAUAUGACUACAUGCCGGAUAUAAACUCCAACCAAUGUUCCACUAGUUCCACUAGUCAGCCAACGAAGGGAAGAUUGGGCCUGUUAAAUGGAGAGUACGACAUUUUCUCCGACGACUUUGAAGAUUGGCCAGAGGAGAUACCCCCGGGUGGCUUCAACUUGGCGCUUUGUAUGGAGGGCAACAAGAUCUGGGGAGAAUACGACUUCGGUACGUUUCAUGGAAUAAUAUACAUGACGCAACGUCCCAGAUACGCCUCCAUGGAGAAGCACUCAUUUAAGUGGCGUGGCCAGGAUGGUGAUGGGGUUUCAAGAUUUGCAAGUGCAAACGAAGGCUGGAUCCGCUUUUUGGGCGACGGUGAGAUUGAAGGGGAGAUUAACUGCAGCGGUUGGUUGGAGUUUCGGGGACAGAGAUGUGUUGGACAGGGCACGAGUCGGCCGCGUGAUUUGGAUUGGUUGAAACAGGAAUGGGAUAGGUUG